Messenger RNA from Pseudopipra pipra, 2707 nucleotides. RefSeq names its product protocadherin gamma-A7-like. Bases 161 to 2707 code for a protein of 848 amino acids. The transcript has a single exon. Gene Ontology annotation, cellular component: plasma membrane. Lineage: Eukaryota; Metazoa; Chordata; Aves; Passeriformes; Pipridae. Gene Ontology annotation, molecular function: calcium ion binding. Gene Ontology annotation, biological process: homophilic cell-cell adhesion. The record is from RefSeq and is a predicted model, not a curated record.
AGCCGUGCUGAAGGAGGCGGAGAGGCCGGCGGCAGCGGCCGGGAGCGGUGAGCCGGAGAAGGAAUUGGAGCAGAAGCGGGAGCCGAAGCGGGUACCAGAUCGACGGUCGGCGGUGGGGAUCUGCCGGCGGUGUUGCGGUGCCGGCGGUGCGGCGGCGGAGAUGUGCGCGGCGGGGAGGCGCUGGGGCCGGCGGCAGCGAGUGCUGCUGUGGGGCGUCCUGCUGGCGGCCUGGGAGGCGGCGUGGGGGCAGCUGCGCUACUCGGUGCCCGAGGAGAUGCCCAAGGGCUCGUUCGUGGGCGACGUGGCCAAGGACCUGGGGCUGCAGCUGCCGGCGCUCCCAGACCGCGACGCCCACGUUUUUGACACAGGUAGGGCACGGUACUUUUUUCUGGACUUGCAGAGCGGCCACUUAUCUAUGAUGGAGCAGGUGGAUAGGGAGGAGAUAUGCGCAGCUGCUCCUAAAUGCAUCCUAAAUUUUGAAAUUCUUGUAAAGCAGCCAAUGAACAUUUACAAAGGGGAGGUAGAAAUACUGGAUAUUAAUGAUAAUGCUCCCAGUUUCCCAGAAAGAAGCAGUAUCUUAGAAAUCAUCGAGUAUACUGCACCAGGCGCACGUUUCCCAUUGGAGAAAGCUCACGAUCCCGACAUAGGAGUGAACUCUUUACAGAAUUAUGAAUGUAGCGAGAGCAGCUAUUUCACCUUGGAUGUGAAAAACGGAGAUGACGACGUGAAAUAUCCAGAAUUAAUAUUGGUGAAAUCUUUGGAUCGGGAAGAGCAGGCUGUUCACAAUUUGAUCCUAACAGCCACAGAUGGCGGGAGUCCGGUAAAAUCGGGAUCGACAACAAUACAAGUAGUUGUGUUAGAUGGAAAUGACAAUGCUCCAGAAUUUACUCAGUCUGUGUAUAAGGUGACCGUGAGAGAAGACGUGGCCGUGGGAAGUCGGGUGUUACAGGUGACAGCGACUGACAGAGACGAGGGGCCAAACGCUGAGGUGAAAUAUUCGUUCUUUAAAAUCCCGGAGAAGUUCGACAAAACUUUUAAGCUAGAUCCUGAAAGUGGGGAAAUUGAAAUAACAGAGAAGUUGAAUUUCGAAGAACACGAGUUUUACGAAUUGGUUGUGCAAGCUCGGGAUGCGGGCGGACUCGCUUCCCACAGCAAGGUACACAUCAAGGUCGCUGAUGUGAACAACCACGUUCCCGAGAUUGUAAUUAUGUCCGUGUUCAGUCCCGUUCCAGAAGAUACACCGCUGGGAACAGUAAUCGCCAUUUUCAGCGUCCAAGACAGGGAUUCUGGGGCCAACGGCGAGGUGCAGUGCAGCAUCACGGAAAGCCUCCCGUUCCGCCUAGAGAAGUCAUUCGAUAAUUACUACCGUGUGGUGACUGCAGAGCUGUUGGACCGGGAGCAGGAGUCGGAGUACAACGUGACGGUGCGGGCGGCCGACGGCGGUCGUCCGUCGCUGCAGAGCAGUAGGGUGCUGUGUGUGCGGGUGCUGGACGUGAACGACAACGCGCCGGUGUUCUUGCAGGAGCGCUACAGCGCUCGUCUGUGGGAGAACAACGUGGCGGGCUUGCUGGUGCUGCGGGUGCGGGCGACGGACUCGGACUGGGGGGAGAACGCGCGCGUGCGGUACCGGCUGGGGGAGGGUGGUGUGCGGGGCUCGCCGCUGUCGUCGUACGUGUCGGUGCAGGCGGAGACGGGCGCGCUGUACGCGCUGCGCUCGUUCGAUUACGAGGAGGUGCGCGAGGUGGGGCUGUGGGUUUGGGCGGAGGACGGCGGCUCGCCGGCGCUGAGCAGCAACGUGUCGGUGCGGCUGGUGAUCGUGGACGAGAACGACAACGCGCCGCAGGUGCUGUACCCGCCGCCGGCGGCGGGGGCUUUGUCGGGCUCGGUGUGGUCGGGCGUGGAGCUGGCGGCGCGGUCGAGCGAGGCCGGCGCGCUGGUGGCCAAGGUGGUGGCGGUGGACGCGGACGCGGGUCAGAACGCGUGGCUGUCGUACGAGCUGGCCAAGGCGACGGAGCCGGGGCUGUUCCGCGUGGGGCUGCACAGCGGCGAGGUGCGCACGGCGCGCUCGCCACUGGCCCGCGACGCGGCGCGCCAGAGCCUGGUGGUGCUGGUGAAGGACCACGGGCGGCCGGCGCUGUCGGCCACGGCCACGCUGAGCGUGGUGCUGGCCGAGAGCGUGGCCGAGCUGCUGGCCGAGCUGGGCAGCGCGGCGCGGGCGGAGGCGGAGGCGGGGGCGGGCGAGGCGGGCGGCAGCCUGACGCGCUGGCUGGUGCUGGCCGUGGCCGCCGUGUCGUGCCUGUUCGUCGCCUUCCUGCUGCUGCUGCUGGCGCUGCGCCUGCGGCGCUGGCGGCGCUCGCAGCAGCAGCUGCUGGCGGCGGGCAGCGGCGCCUUGCGCGGCGUGCCGGCCACGCACUUCGUGGGCAUCGACGGCGUGCGCGCCUUCCUGCACUCCUACUCGCACGACGUGUCUCUCACGGCCGACUCGCGCAAGAGCCACCUCCGCUUCUCGGCCGCCAGCUGCUGCGACACCCUGCCGGCCCGGCCGCCGCCCGACGAGCCCGCGCCGCUGCUCGGAGACGAGGAACCUGCCGGUGCCCAGCAAGAGAACCCCGCCCCUCUCCCGGUGAGUUCUUUGAAGCCGAGUUUUUCGGCGACCUUUCAUUCUACUUCUCUCUUGCUCUUUCACCCCGUGGUCUGUUACACGUAG